AUGGCCGCCCAUCUCAAAUCCGGCCCGAUCCCGCCCUUUGAGGCUACCCCCCUGGACGAAAUCACCGCCAAGCUCGAGCUCCUCCGCAACACGUUUCGCACCAACAAGACCAAAGACAUCAAGUUUCGCCUUCGGCAGAUUCGCAAGCUGUACUGGGGCAUGGUCGACUACGCUCCGCUCAUCGAGGAGGCUCUCAUGAAGGACAUGGGCAAGUCCAAGUUCGAGGCCCACCUCACCGAGAUGGACUGGGUCAAGAACGAAGCCAUCAACGUCGCCAACAAGCUCACCACUUGGGCCAAGGAUGAGAGCAUCGUCGACUUGCCCAUCAUGUACUGGCCCAUGAGACCUCGCAUCAGGAACGAGCCCCUCGGCCAGAUACUCAUGAUUGGCUCCUUCAACUAUCCCUUCCAGCUGAACAUGACGCCCCUCAUUGGCGCCAUCGCGGCCGGCAACUGCGCUGUCGUCAAGCCCUCCGAGCUGUCCCCCCACUCCGCCAUGAUCAUCAAGAAGAUCAUGGACGAAUAUCUCGACACAGACUGCUACUUCUGCGUCAAUGGCGGCAUCGAAGAGACCCAGCACGUCCUCAACCACAAGUUCGACAAGGUCAUGUUCACCGGCGGCAGGAAGACGGGCGCCAUCAUCGCCACAAAGGCUGCUCAGUCUCUUACUCCCUGCCUCCUCGAGCUUGGCGGCCGGAACCCUGCCUUCAUCACCAAGAAUGCCGACGUCAAGCUGGCUGCCAGGCGCCUCUUGUGGCAAAAGUGUCUCAACGCCGGCCAGCUGUGCUUGUCGCACAACUACGUGCUCAUUGACCGCAGCGUCCUCGACGGCUUUGUCGCCGAGAUCAACAACCAGUACCGCGUAUUCAUGCCCAACGGCAGCAAGGAAAGCGACCUCUCCCGCAUUGUCAACAAGAGUCACUUCGACCGUCUGAUCAAGAUGCUCAGCAACACCAAGGGCAAGGUUGUCAUGGGAGGUUCUUCUGACGCGGAAAAGCUGUGGAUCGAACCGACCGCCGUGCUUGUGGACAGCAUCCAUGAUUCCAUGAUGGUCGAGGAGACAUUUGGCCCUAUUUGGUCCAUUCUGCCCUUUGAUGAUCUCGACCAAGCUAUUGAAAUUGCCAACACGGUGGACCCCACCCCCUUGGCUCUGUUCACCUUUGGUUCUGACGCGGAGAACAAGAAGGUCCUCGAUAAUGUCACAUCUGGUGGAGCCACCAUCAACGACGCCUUCUUCCACGCCACGAUGAAUGCCACCCCCUUUGGCGGUGUCGGUGGAUCUGGCCAGGGUAGCUAUCACGGCUACUACUCUUUCAAGGCCUUCAGCCAUCAACGGGUCAUUGCCCAGGUUCCCAAAUGGGCCGAAAUGGUCUUGCGCGUGCGCUACAUGCCCUACUCGUUCUCUGAGCUCGACCGCUACCGCAUGCUGAACGCCCCGGCGCCCAACUUUGACCGGGACGGCAAUGUCACGACCGGCCUCAGAUCCUGGCUCUAG
Molecule: messenger RNA, 1494 nt
Organism: Ustilaginoidea virens
Lineage: Eukaryota; Fungi; Ascomycota; Sordariomycetes; Hypocreales; Clavicipitaceae
Exons: 2
Coding region: 1-1494 (497 amino acids)
Biological process (GO): aldehyde metabolic process
Cellular component (GO): cytoplasm
Molecular function (GO): aldehyde dehydrogenase (NAD+) activity
Source: RefSeq, a predicted model, not a curated record